Molecule: messenger RNA, 1907 nt
Organism: Bursaphelenchus okinawaensis
Lineage: Eukaryota; Metazoa; Nematoda; Chromadorea; Rhabditida; Aphelenchoididae
Source: the annotation of a GenBank genome assembly
AUGGACAAGACGUGCGACUUGUUGGCAAGCUUUGAUUUGUUUAAUGAAGCAGCUUUGGCAACUAAGAUGUCAGCUAUAGCAUUGAACCAGUCACGAAACGAGAAGACCGAUGUUGACGAAGAAGAGGUUUUUGAUCACAAACUGAAGAAGCUGAAGAUAUUCGAAGGUAAUCCAACACUGGACACGUCUUUUAUCAAAGUUAGAGAGCAUUUGAACGAUUUUCAUUAUCAUAUUGUGAAUUCUGGAGCGUUUGAUGGCGUAAAACCUGAAGUCUUGGAAAGAAUGGCGUUCAAUGUGAUGAAGAUGAGCAGACAGAGCUAUAUUUACAAUGUAGGUGUUUUUGAGUUAGUUGUUGGGGUUUGGUUAUGAUUUAGCGAUAGUUUUUUGUGGUUUUGGUUGAAUAGUGGCUUUGGUAGAUUUUAGGUAACAAAUUUUGGAUAAACUUUUGUCACCUAAAAUGUUUUGAAUUGUGAUUUUUUUUAAAAUAGCUUUUUUGGAUAACAUAUGAACAUUUACAUGAGUUCUUAGCGCUUUUGUGUAAAUGGUAUUCAGAAAUGCAUUAUUUUAGGUAACAAAUAUUGGGUUUGUGGAAAUUUUAUUUUUUUACAGAUUUAAUGUAAAGAAAACUAUAAUAUAAGUUAAAAAAUGUUAGUUUACCGACUUUUGUAAUGUUUUUCUUUUGUAAAAUCUUACUUUAGUGUAUAUCAAAUGUGUAUCAAACCGAAUUUCACGACGAGUCUCGAUACCGAAACAUAUAUGACGUGAGGAAUGUGUUUAGUGUUUCAUUUUGUAAAACCGACUAUGGAUACGACAAGACGAUAUUCAAAAGUGACAGUUUAGAACAAAGGUAAGGUCGUUUUUGGUGUAAAAUAGGUAACAAAAAAGUUUUUCCUUGGUUUUUAACUGAUAUUAUCUCUUAAAAAUAAUGUUUUUGUAUUUGAAUAAUGAAGCUAUUCUUAUAUUACAUUAUUUUAUAGUAUUGAAGUUGUUUAGGACCCUCUUAUGGCUACCAUUGAACGGAGAUCAACUAGUCCAGUAUUUGACAGAAGGUAUCUACAAGAAUGGUGGAAUCCAUGUGUUCCAUGACGACUUCUUUGGUGAUGGGUUAUAUUGUUCAGAGAUGUUGUAUGAUUCUGUCAAUUUAUGGUCUCGUAGGAAGUUGUCUAACGCUGUAAGUGUUAUUAAGGUUGUUAAAUAAGUUUUGUCGUCUUUGGUAGGCUGAAAAUUGUUCAUUUUGUUGGAUGCACUAGUCAUAUAAAUGAAUGCGGAUAUUAGUCAAAACCACGAUUUAGAUAUAUUGUGUACUAGUCGCUGUAGUUAUGAAGAACUGUGCGCAAACAGCUGAUAUGUAUGUUCCAAGGUGGCCGUCUGACAACUCUUUUCCAGACGACUGUGAUUCUGUCAGGAUACAAGGCUUCUACAGAUCACGAGAAGCUCGUAAGGUGUAAGUUACUUUUAUAGUUUAUUAGUUGUGUGAGUUACUAUAAAGUAGCGUAAGUUAUUAUAAUAAGAAUAAUACAUAAGUUACUAUAAUAUUUACUGUAAGUUAACUUAGUUUUGUUAAAUUACAUCUGCUAAAUUUAAACUCGUGUCAUUCCAGAAAAAUCGACAAUCAACAAUGGGUAAUUCGGAUUGGAGAACCUACUCAAUACGAAAAUGGUCUCUACAUGAAUACCUGCUACAAGAUCAAGUCGCCAGCUCAGAUGAGAGCAGCGUAUAUUGUCGAACUUCAACCCAACAACCUUAAACAUAUUGUCAGAGAAGUUAAGCCUAAAGUCGAUUUAAGCCCGGAGGAAGAGGUUAAGAGGGUCUGCGACGUUUUCCAAAUACCUCAAAUAGAUUUUGCACAAAUUAACAAAAACAAGAAUGAGCUAGGACCGAAGGUAUCAAGCGGUACUCGUGGAUGA